This is a messenger RNA of Erythranthe guttata (spotted monkey flower), 1819 nucleotides long. It is a transcript of the gene CYP721A1, whose product is annotated as cytochrome P450, family 721, subfamily A, polypeptide 1. Gene Ontology annotation, molecular function: heme binding; iron ion binding; monooxygenase activity. The record is from RefSeq and is a predicted model, not a curated record. Lineage: Eukaryota; Viridiplantae; Streptophyta; Magnoliopsida; Lamiales; Phrymaceae.
UCACACACACACACACUUACACACAAUGCACUUCACACUUUUCUUACUGUUUUCGCCACUGAUUCUACUCUCAUACUAUUUCCUUCACAAAAUCAUAUGGACCCCUUCAAGGAUCCAAAAGCACUUCGAGGAACAAGGCGUGAGGGGCCCCGGCUACCGGCCGAUCUUCGGUAACACAGCCGAGAUCCGGCGGCGGAUGAUGGCGGAGGCGGAGUCGAAACCGAUCUCCUCCGUCACGCACGAUAUAGCUCACCGGAUUGUGCCGCACUACAGCCGCUGGUCGGCGCUGUACGGGAAGAAUUUCCUCUACUGGUUCGGUGCCAACCCUAGAUUCGCCGUAGCCGAUCGAGAUAUGAUCAAAGAGAUUCUGAUUAACAGCAACGGAUCGUUUCACAAAAUCAAAUUCAAUCCUUCGUCGAAGUUAUUGUUCGGCGAAGGACUCGUUGGGCUGGAAGGCGAGAAAUGGGGCGUUCACCGGAGGAUUUCUAGCCAGGCCUUUAACAUGGAGAGAGUUAAGGGUUGGAUUCCUGAAAUAGUAGCUAGUACAGAAAAAUCAAUAAACAAAUGGGAGGAAAUAAGAGGAGAGAGAAGUGAAUUCGAGAUUGAUGUGCACAAAGAACUUCAAGAACUCUCUGCUGACAUCAUCUCACGAACAGCGUUCGGUAGCAGUUACGAGGAAGGUAAGCGCAUUUUUGAACUCCAAGAACAGCAAAUCGGCCUCGUUUUGGAAGCAUUAAGAACUGUGUACAUCCCUGGAUUCAGAUUUUUGCCCACGAAGAAAAACAAAAUGAGAUGGAAACUAGAUCGGGAAACUCGGAAAUCAAUUAGAUCAUUGAUUGAGAAAAACGGCAAAAGCAGCGAAAACCCGAAAUCGCUGCUCACAUUGUUAAUGUCACCAUAUAAAAACGAAAACGGUGUAGAGGAGAGACUCGGUAUAGAAGAAAUCAUAGACGAAUGCAAGACAUUUUACUUUGCAGGAAAGGAAACUACCGCCAAUCUUCUUACAUGGGCUCUCCUACUUUUAGCACACCACCAAGAUUGGCAGAAAAAGGCUCGAGACGAAGUUGGCAAUAAACGUCCCACUGCAGAAAAUUUAUCAGAUCUCAAACUCAUGAGUAUGAUACUGAACGAGACUCUUCGACUAUAUCCUCCAGCAGUGAUGCUAAUGAGGCAAACAUCGCAAAAUGUAAAAUUAGGAAGCAUUAAUGUUCCAGCUCACACGCAGUUCUAUUUGGCGAUGACUAAUGUACAUCACGAUACUGAGAUAUGGGGAGAUGAUGCGAAUGAUUUCAACCCUAUGAGAUUCUCCGAACCAAGAAAGCAUCUGGCAUCUUUCUUCCCGUUCGGAUUAGGCCCGAGAAUAUGCGUUGGCCAGAAUUUAGCAGUUGUUGAGGCUAAGAUUGUUCUAGCUAUGAUUCUCAGAGAAUAUUCUUUUGUGAUUUCGCCGACUUACGUUCAUGCUCCGAUGCAGGCUAUGACUUUGCAGCCGCAAUAUGGUCUUCAACUGGUUUUCAGUAGGAUUCUGCAUUAGUGCUUUAGUGUGACAGGUUUACAUGGAAAAUUUUCAAACUAAAUUUCGAAAUUAAGGGAACUCUGUUGAUAUUUGUUUUUAUCUUGUAGAGUGAUGUUUGUAGAAGUGUUUGUAAUAUCUGGUAUUUUGCGAGUUCAAAAUUAGUCGAAUUUUCUUGUAAAUAAGUUAAGUUUCAUAUGUAGUUUGUGUAAUUUGUGUUUAGUGUAAACUGUUGUACAAGAUACUUUGUACUUUGUAUUUAUGUUAUAUGUUUUGUGCAUUGUGACCAAUGAAAAGAAAUUGCACCAA